Molecule: messenger RNA, 1653 nt
Organism: Ctenocephalides felis (cat flea)
Lineage: Eukaryota; Metazoa; Arthropoda; Insecta; Siphonaptera; Pulicidae
Product: RNA polymerase II-associated protein 3-like
Exons: 9
Coding region: 127-1641 (504 amino acids)
Molecular function (GO): protein binding
Source: RefSeq, a predicted model, not a curated record
UUCAGACUACUAAGUUUUUAAAAUAUCAAUUGUCAUCAAGCAAAGUUAUUGUGCAAAAUUUAUAUAUAUUUGUGUAUAUACGAAAACUACGUACUGAGUAACUGAAUCAAUUACAAUUAUAUUAAAAUGUCAAAAAUAACUCCAAGUAUGCAGAUGCAAUUAGAUAUGCGCAAUAAUUCCACUGUUUUGGAAGAUUAUGCUAGAGAACUUUAUGCAUGGGAGAAAGAAAUGAAAGAGAAGGAUAAGUUUCUGCAAAAACCCGCAAGUAAACAGGAAGAGGAUUUACCACCACCACGGUCCAAAAGGAUUAAAACGCCUGUAGCAGAAACAACUAAGAAAAGUGCAUCUACAGACUAUAACAAGUGGGAUAAAUUUGAUGUAGAAAAAGCUUGUGAAGAAGUUGAUUAUUCAACAGAAUCAGAAUCAUCUGAUGAUGAAGAAGCAAUCAAUAAAAGCAAGGAAUUGAAAAAUGAAGGUAACACUUUUGUUAAAAUGAGUAAUUGGACUAAAGCUUUGGAAUGUUACACAAAAGCAAUACAGUUAUAUCAAGGUGAUGCAAUUUACUAUGCAAAUCGAGCUUUGUGUUAUUUAAAAUUAGAAAAAUGGGCAAAAGCUGAAAAAGAUUGUUGUAGAGCAUUGGAAAUUGAUCCAAAAUAUGUUAAAGCCUUACAAAGAAGAUCUGUUGCUCGAGCUGCUGUAGGAAAACUUAAUAUGGCAAUAAAGGAUAUGUCUGAAGUUUUAAAUUUAGAGCCUAAUAAUCAAGAAGCAAAAGAACAUUUAUUAGAAUUGAAUAAUAAGAUACGCAACAUAUCUAAGACAUUGAAGUCGGACAAUGUAAAGACCACUGAGAUUGAUAAACAGCAUGUAAAUAAUGAAACAAAAAAAGAUAACAAAAAAGUUGCAAUAGUGAAGGUUCACAAUUGGUUUACUGAAUCAGAUAAAGGAAGAGCUUUAGUGAAGCCCAUUUUUAAAGCACCUCAUGAAAGAUCUAAGAAGCCUCUAAGGAGAAUUCAUAUAGAUGAGGAAACAGAAAUAACCAAAUCUACUAAAAGGUCUAUUAAUACUUUAAAUAAUGUUUCCAAAAUACCUGAUACAAACAUAAGUGCAAACAGUUCAGUUCUUACUGAAACAUUAAAUAGUAAUCCUAUUAGCAAAUAUAAAGAACAAUUUAAAGAAUCAAUACAGGAAGAAAAACCUAAAGAAAUUGUACAACUUGUUUCAAAAGUUCCAAAAGAUGAUGUAAAGAGUGAUGCUAUAUUAAAUAUAAGACUGGAAGAGCCAAAAUCAUCUAUACAUUUUUAUAACGUUUGGAAGCAACUUAAAGGCAAUCCGGAAAAGAAAUAUGAAUUUCUUAAGAUAAUUGAUGGUAAAAAUUUCAAGAAAUUAUUUGGCAGUUCACUAGAGAGUAAUAUCUUAAGUGAAAUAUUACAAAUCCUAAAAGUACAUUUUAUUUCUAACAAUGAGUCUGUUUUGGGUUAUCUUGAAGGAUUAAAAAAUGUUGAAAGAUUUAACGCUUUGAAAAUGUUUAUGAGUAGUGAAGAUAAAGAUGCUAUAAAGAGUUUGCUUCUACAUUCUGAAAAAGUUGGAGAAAUUACCCAAAAAGAGCUUGAAAAUAUGCUGACAACUUACGAAAUCAAAUAAUAAAUAUAGCCA